AUGAAAUCCGACAUCCAAAGAAAAAUCACCGCUCUGCGACUGGAGGCUAAAGCUGAUGGUGAUGCGCUGAGACGAGAGUUAUCGGCGUAUACUAGCAGGCUAAAUUACAACCACGAGGAAAUCAAACAGGCACACUUUGAGAUUGAACAGACUCUCAAUGAUUACAGCGACAGGUUGACCAUGCUGGAAAGAGCACAUGGAUCGCUGGAAAAGGAUACAAGAAAGUUUCUGAAAAAUGCAUGGACUUGGAAAAUAGAAGCAGAAGGCAAAAUCUACGUAUUACAGGGAUCAAAGAAGGCGCAGAAGGAGGUGAUCCCCGUCACUUUGUAG
This is a messenger RNA of Knipowitschia caucasica, 330 nucleotides long. The record is from the annotation of a GenBank genome assembly. NCBI's taxonomy places the organism in Eukaryota, Metazoa, Chordata, Actinopteri, Gobiiformes, Gobiidae.